Molecule: messenger RNA, 786 nt
Organism: Diachasma alloeum
Lineage: Eukaryota; Metazoa; Arthropoda; Insecta; Hymenoptera; Braconidae
Gene: A4
Exons: 2
Coding region: 81-662 (193 amino acids)
Biological process (GO): lipid transport
Cellular component (GO): extracellular region
Molecular function (GO): lipid binding
Source: RefSeq, a predicted model, not a curated record
GAAAUAUAAAGAUUGCAUCAGUCGUUUGUAUUACUCUGACAAAAAAGGUUUUGACAGUUGGCAUAUUUCUACAUUAAAAAAUGAAGGGUGCUUGUGGAAUUAUUGUGCUUGGCUGUGUAGCCGUUGCAUUUGGAUAUCCAGCGGGUGAGGCGCCAGCAGCCGCCCAGCCAGCUCCAUUGUCAGAUUUGAUUGAACAGGCCAAGGCCGGUAUCACCAAUCUUGGACAGGAAAUUUCCAAGCGCUUGGAAAAGGAUGGCCAGACUACCCUCGAGUCCCUCAAGACUCAGAGCACAAAUUUCGCUAAUAAUCUUCAGGAGUUGCUCAAUAAGGUCUCCGAAGAUGUCAAGGCGAAGAGUCCGGAAAUCCAGAAAGCUUGGGAUGGAGUGAAAAACAAAUUCACUGAUGUUGUCAAUGACAUCAACGCCCAAAUUCCCCAGGCUCAACAGCAGGCGAGCCAACUUGGAACCAAACUGACACAUGGGCUGAAUGUUCUCGUUGAGGAGUCCAGCAAAGCUGCUAAGGAGAUCAGCAAAAACUCAGAGCAGGUCCAGGAGGAUCUUGCCAAGUUCACCAAGCAGGCUGUUGAGAUUGCAGUCAAGACUACCAACAAUCUCGACGCUCAGUUGCGACAAUUGGCCGUCACCGAGACACCAAAGGCGUAAUUUCAUCAAAUAUGAAAUAACAUCGAAAUGUGAAAAUUUUUGAACUUUGUGCUUCGGACAAAUUUUAUAUAUUCUCGAUGUAGGAAGCAUGGAAAGAAUUAAAUAAGAAUUUAGAAAAAUAGUA